AUGGCCGUCCUUCAUCGCCUUUUCGACACGGCAAUCCACGAGAAUUCUGGGGUCGCCGAUAUACAGAAAUUUCAAUAUUUGUUAGCCUCGCUGUCGGGAGAGGCUCUUGGCGUCGUAAAGAACCUGCCGUUGACCGCGGAGAAUUACGUGAUCGCGUACGAUGCGCUUCGGGAGCGCUAUCAAAACAAGCACAAUUUAGCCACGCAGUAUUGGCGCUCGUUUGUACACGCCAAACCUUUGGUCGCGGAUACCGCCGAAUCGCUCCGCGCUUUGUUGGACGUGUUCACCGAGAACACGCGCGCCCUGCAAACGAUGGGAUAUCCGGUGGAGGCGUGGGAUUUUGUGCUACUGAACCAUUUGUUGGAGAAGCUCACCCCUACGCUACGGGAGAAAUUCGAGGCGACCCAUAUGUCCGCGGAACCACCCCGGUAUGAACAAUUGACAACGUUUCUAGCGGGAUAUUGCACGGUGCUCGCGGCGGUGUCGGACGCUUCACCGCAGUCAAACAAAUCGAAAGCGCAGAAUCAGUCGUCGAAGAGGCCCGCGUCGACGACACAGCUCGUCGCGCGGAACGCCGCGUGCCCCGAAUGUGAGGAACAGCAUCUACUGGCUAGGUGCCCCGAGUUCUUAAAACUCUCGCCCAAAGACCGACACAACUUCGCUCACGAAAAAGAACUCUGUUUAAACUGUCUCCGUGCAGGACAUAAUCUGAUGAAUUGCCCUAGCUCGUGGACCUGCCGGUCUUGUCAGGCGAAGCACCACACUCUCCUGCAUUUCGAGCAGGCCAGCGUCUCGCCCCCCGCGAACGCUCCGGCGGCUACUCCGGUCGACGACCCCGCGGCGCCUGGGGAUAGAGGCGGAAACUAG
Molecule: messenger RNA, 867 nt
Organism: Temnothorax curvispinosus
Lineage: Eukaryota; Metazoa; Arthropoda; Insecta; Hymenoptera; Formicidae
Exons: 1
Coding region: 1-867 (288 amino acids)
Source: RefSeq, a predicted model, not a curated record